ACAGUCAGCUGCUUUAAAUGUGUAUUCAUUUUCUACAACUUUCUCAUUAUCUGUGUGAUACACAAGCUCCUGUGGUGCCACUGAUCAGUGUUGAUCUGAAGGAUAACCGCCCCCCCCCCGCCCCCCCGUUUAUGUGUAGGAUUAGACAGCGAGUGUGUCUCUCAGUGGGUCUCUGCGUGGAUCUGUACUCAUGGAUUGUCUUGACAGAUCUCCUGGGCAAUUCAGCAACUUCAAGAAGGACGACUUUGAGGCUGACUGGAUUAAGGUGGCUGAAUGCAGAUAUGGUCAGGUGUACCAGGUAAAGCUCAAGGUCUGGCGGGUAAAAUGUGCCCUGAAAAGCUUUGACACAACGUUGUGCGCAGACAACUUUUACAGAAGAAUAAUAGACGAGGCAUCCAACAUAGCCAAAGUGAAUUUCAAGUACAUUGCGUCCAUCUACGGAAUGUGCAGUGAUGCGACUGCUGUGGUGAUGGAGUACUUGAGUAAUGGAUCGCUGAACAAUCUCCUGGCCAGUCACACUUUGAUGUGGCCAAAGAAGUUUCAGAUGAUUCAUGAGGCCUCCAUUGGCAUGAAUUUCCUCCACAGCAUGAAACCUCCACUACUCCAUCUUAACCUUAAGACGUCCAACAUCCUACUAGACGACCAUCUCCAUGUCAAGAUUUCAGAUUUUGGUUUAAUCCACUUUGAAGAGGGCAUAAGCAAGAAGUUGUUCAUGGAGAAUCUGACAGCGAGAGGAAACAUAAGUUACAUUCCUCCAGAGAUCUUCACUCAGUGCCCCGAUCCUCCAGGAUCUACCUUUGAUGUGUACAGCUUUGGAAUUGUGAUUUGGGAGAUUCUGACACAGCAGAAACCGUACGCAGGGUGCAGCGUGACCACAGUGCUCUUACAGGUGUCACAAGGGAAAAGACCCAGUGAGGAAAUGAUACCUGAACAGAAGCCCAAUGAGUGUGAUCAGAUGAUCAGCAUUAUGAAGCAGUGCUGGGACCAGGACCACAGGAAGAGGCCACUAUUCUCAGACACUGUGAGGAAAAUGGAGGCCCUGAGUGAAGUCCUGAAGAUUCCUGGACCAAUCCAAUGUCACAAAAAUGGUGACGAGGGCCAGAAAUCAAAUUAUCCUUGGCUGGUGUCCCCGAUACACAAGAUUACUUUGCCUGAGAUGCCUGACCUUCCCUCAGAUGACCAACAUGACAAAGACAACAUUCUCUCUCUGCUGUCCAAGAAGGACUUUGGUACUUUCAGACAGUCUGUGAAAAGCGAGCAUGUGUACGAACAGAGGAGCCUCCUCCACUACACGGUAGCCAGCAGGGAUGCAGAGAGUGUCGAGCAUGUCCUGAAUCUGGGUGCUGAAGUCAACUGUAUGACUGCCAGAGGUUACACCCCUCUUAUUAUUGCAGUUCUGCACAGGCUUCAUGACAUCGUCUCUUUGUUGCUGGAACAUGGUGCAGUUGCCACCCAGGGAGAUGAGGACCAGUGGACACCGCUUCAUUUUGCUGCUCAGAACGGUGAUGACAGGACUGUACGUCUCCUGUUGGACAAAGGAGCCGUGGCGGAUGCCCGGGAAAAAGCUGGUUGGAUGCCCCUCCACCUGGCCUGCCAGAAUGGCCAUGAAACAGUGGUUCGCCUGCUGCUUUCACGGCUGUCAGAGGAAGCAGUUGGAGAACCGGAGGAGCAAGGGAGGACACCGCUCCACCUAGCCUCCGCCUACGGGCAUCUGAACAUUGCCAAGCUCCUCCUCUCUCAGGGAGCAGAUCCCAAUGCUACGGACUGCUCCCUCUCCACAGCUCUUCAUUUAUCAGCUGAAGAGGGCCAUAACAGAGUAGUCAGACAGUUGCUGAAGAGUGAGGUGAAUAUUGACAGUGCAGACAGCAGAGGAUACACACCACUUCACCUCGCUGCUCUGAAGGGUCACACAGGCAUAUGCAGGCAGCUGUUGUCAAACGGGGCAAGCCCAGACUCCAGGACUCUCCAAGGCUGGACUCCCAUGCACCUGGCUGCCCUAAGGGGACAUGAUGCCACAGUGGUCCAGCUUGAGAGUCAGGGUGGUAGUGUGAAUGCUGGGGGUGAAAAUGGAUGGACCCCACUCCAUCUCGCCUGCCACCAGAGUGAGCCGGAAGUGGUAGCAAGGCUCCUGGCAGCCAAAGCCGAUCCCAAUGUGUCAGAAGACAGUGAAGGAUGGAUGCCACUACAUGUAGCUUGUACCAGUGUCAGUUUCCCAAGUGUCCUCCACUUAAUAUCACAUCAUGCAGAUGUCAAUGCAUUAAACUCAGGAAAGGCAACACCUCUACACCUGGCUGCCCAGCGUGGAAGUAUGCCUAUUGUAAAGGCUCUGCUGCUGAAUGGAGCAGACAAGACUCUGCAGGACUCUUCUGGAACCACAGCUCUGAAUGUGGCCCAGAGGUGUGAAAAAUGUGAAAUAGUGCAACUACUGGAGGAGUAGUUGCAAUAUGAAUGGAAGGAUUACAGUAUAAUGAAAACAUGAAUUCCACAAGUGGACAUUAUCCUCAUUUUGAGUAGGGCAUUUUUAGGAAAGAUUAAUUAUUAUAUUUUCAUUAUUGAAUCAUAAACAGUGUAAACUGCACAAGGACUACUACUACUUCUCUAUAUCUUUCAAGAAUACUUACAAAAACUGGAUUUAAUUUUUUUUCCCAUUCUUCAUACAUUUAUUUGAUAAAACUCCUUACAUCAUUAUAUACUUACAAGAUAGUCUAUUCCUCUUGGAUUACAAAGAAACUCACUUUUUGUCUAAUUCUGCCAGCAAUAACUGUGCUGUAAGUAUCACAUACUGUAAGAUCUUGCCAUUUGCUGAUGCCAAAUCAGGCAUUUACAUAAAAUUAAAUGACACAAAAGUGGAAAAUAGGAAGGGGCCAACAUAUGGGGUCAGAAUCAGGUGAAGUGCCCUAUAAGUACAAAGCAUGUAUUGAUUCUCCUUUUUGAAUCACCUUGUUUGCUUCCUCUGUGUGCUUUCUUUGUGUUUGGAAUGAAUGCUGCUGCCACAUAUGGAUGACUGCUGUUAUAAUGACUUAUAGAGGCAUUCAUUUGAUUAAACCUGUCAGACUUUAUGAAGGUGUUAUGUGUCUAAUAAUCUGAUAAAAAUAUGGAUGACAACAGAACUAGUGGAUCAUCACUGAGAUGCAUCUAUUGAACUCCUCCAACUAUAAAUACCUGUAUGUUUUAUGACAAGGCAAUGGCAUUCUGAUUAAGCAGUCAUUUCCUGCAGACUGAGGGAAACAUUGCCCAUCUUAUUCCACACUCAUUUACCACAGUGACACCUUAUUAAAUUGAAAUUAAAUGCAUGGAUUCAGGAGCUGUAUUGACAUGCACAUUCACAGGGUUUUUCCUGGAAUCACAAGAGACUGACUGACUGAGUUGAGUGGAAUAAAAUUACUGUAAACAAAGAGAGAAAAGUUAAAUUGGACUGAGAUAACAGUUAUUUUGGUUGAUAAGUGAAUGUCUGCUGUUUCCUUUAUCUUUGUUAUGUUAUUCCAAAAUGUCUAUUUUUCUCCACGACAUUUGACCGUCAGUAUACAAGGUGCUGUUUGUUAGCUUGCUUGGGUUGUCUCCCAGUGUUGCCAUUUUUUAAUGUUUGUAUAACACUGAACUAUCCAUGCAUCUUUUUAUAAUCCUAAGGGGGGUUUAAGAAUUGGAAAAGGCAUUACAGGUUAACAAAAAUUACACUUGCCACUUGUUUAUUUUUUCUACUUUCAUUCUUUGGCUGGACUUUUUUCCUGUGAUACUUGUGUUAAAUUUUUUUUUGAAUCAUUUUUAGACAGCUAUCAGGAAGCUUAGAUUUAGAUAAGUAAAAUCCUUAUUUACAAUGUCAUGUGGUUUAUAUCAGGAGCCUGACAAAGUAAAGUACCUGCUGACCCUGCUCUCACUGUAAUUUAUCCACUAGAGUUUGAAACGCAACUAUCAUAUUAUGAAAAGAGGCUCUCUGGAGAGGACCGUGUAUUUCAGAUUGGGUAGAAUGAUUUAUAGUUAGAAAUGUCCUUUUUACUGCAGCAACUCCCAUUUAAAAUUUAUGAGGCCUUCAAUGUCUUAAAAAUUGCAAGCAAACCACAUUUGUGUGAUUGUUAUCUCCAGUAAACAGUCAGAUGACAAUUGAACAGAUGGGAAUGACAAACAUCUGUGGAAUCCACAGGGCUGUGUCAUUGUCUAACCUGUCAGACAGUGUUUUUGUCCUUCUAACGUUCAAAUGAAACAAGUCUUUGUGUUUAACUAUCCCAUUGUUCUUAUGUCAGUUCCUGAAAAAUUAAACUCACUUUCCCCAACAACAUCUAAUCAGGCCUACCUAAAUCAAUGGUGCUGCCCCAACCUUUUUACACAUACGGUGACACAUCGGAUACUUUCUAUCAGCCCGUAAUUGCGUUUGCAGGCACCUAAACUAAUUUUAUUUUCUUAUAGGGAGACAAGCCGGAAGAAGCUAAUGUCAUGUAAGUCGCUCAUACCACAAACAUCAAGAGCUGAGGAAAGAAAGAAGAGGUUUGCAAAUUUAUUUUUAUUUAAUUUGAGAAGCCACAAUAUUCUUUAAUAACUUUCUUAAUAAGACUACUUAUGUAACAUAUAUAUUAUUCAUACAGAAAAAACAGUAGCUUAAUAACACACCUUAAAGAUGCUAGUACACUUGUGUUCUGUCACUUAUGUUUGAAAUGUGUGAAAUGAAAUAAUAAUACCAACUUAUAUAAUUGUUUUAAAUUCAACAGAAACUUUAUUUCCCAAUUGGUUUUACCGGCUCAAAAUGAUUAUAGAAUACACCUACACAAAUUAAAAAUGUGUUGCUGCAUUCAGUGGCUCAGAAUGCUUUGUUAUAAAAUUAAUCUGAAGAAAUUUGCAUAUAUAAUAGUAUUUUCCACAACUUCUACAAUAAGAUUAUUUGGAUAUGGGCUUGCUAUGAAUGAGCUGUUUUAUCCCCUUGUCUGAUGUUACCUAAACCCCUAUAUUGUGUUCAGCUUGUUUAUACAGAUGUUGUGUUUGCAUAAAGAUUUUAAAAUCUUA
Molecule: messenger RNA, 4992 nt
Organism: Dicentrarchus labrax (European seabass)
Lineage: Eukaryota; Metazoa; Chordata; Actinopteri; Moronidae
Gene: ankk1
Product: ankyrin repeat and kinase domain containing 1
Exons: 9
Coding region: 191-2437 (748 amino acids)
Biological process (GO): protein phosphorylation
Molecular function (GO): protein kinase activity; ATP binding; protein binding
Source: RefSeq, a predicted model, not a curated record